GCACCAAUACCAUAAUAGGUGACUUAUCUUUUAAGAUAAAACUGUAAGUCGGGUCGGGUCGGGUCGGAGCCCUAAUCUCAUCCGGGUCGGGUCGGAGCCCUAAUCGCAACGAAUAUCUCAUUCUCCUGCAAUCAGUCAUCUGUAAGAGGGAAAAUCGGAGAGGUCGACAUGGAGAAAGAGAAAUCGAAAGAGAAAUCAAGGAGGGAUUACGGAGACAAAUACCACCAUAGCAGCUCGAAGGAUAAGAAGCACUAUGAAGAUGACCAUGACCAUCGGCAUCGUAGUUCCAAACAUAGAUCCGAAAGAGAGGGAAGCCGAGACAGAGGUCGUGAUUAUCACGAUAGGAAGAGGAAAGAGCGGUCAGUAAGUGUGGAGGAUAGAAGUAGUAAUGGGGAUGAGAAGAAGAGACCUAGGGUUUCUGAUGAUGGAGAUCGGAGGAGGGAUAAGGAGGAUGAGGGGAGUAGAAGAGAGAGGAGAAGGAGGUUUGAGGAUAAAGCAGCAGCUAAGGAAGGUGACCCAACUGCUGAUGAUGCUCCUUUUGGUUCCAUUGCUAAGGGUGUGACAAUGGAAUCAUACAAUGUGACACCAAGGACUUUGUCUGAUAACAGCUUGGGUCAUGGUGAUUCUCCAGUUACCAAGGUAUCUUUGCUUUCUACUGAAAAUAAGGGAGUUAAUAUUAACGGAUCUCAUCAGGUUCCUGAGAAAUCUAGUACAGAUGGGACAGCUUCUGGUGCUGGCAAGAGUGGGAGCUUAUCCCUUGAUGCUUUAGCAAAAGCGAAGAGAGCUUUACAAAUGCGAAAGGAGUUGGCUGAGAAGCUUAAGAAGAUACCUGCAUUGAACAAGAACAAGGGUCCCAGCUUUACUGGAGAGGAACUUCCACAGGUGGGACCCAAGGAGAGGCUUCAACCUUCGGCUAAUGCAGGAAUUUUUCCCACUCCAGUUGCAUCUUCGGAUGCAGGGGUAUUGCCAACUCCUGGUUCAGCACCAGGCACAUCAAUUUUGGCUACUGCAGCUUCUACAAAUCAACCACCCAGUGGUUUGCCUCAUCUUGUGGGGCUGACAGCACAAAAAUAUGAAGCGGUAAAACGUGCACAGGAGCUUGCUGCUAAAAUGGGAUUCCGGCAGGACCCAGAGUUUGCUCCACUCAUAAACAUGUUUCCUGGGCAAAUGGCACCAGAGGCUACCCUUCAGUCAAAACCUGCAAAAGCCCCUGUUCUUCGAUUGGAUGCCCUAGGCAGGGAAAUCGAUGAACAGGGAAAUAUUGUCAAUAUGCCUAAGCCAUCUAGCACCCUUAAGGUGAACAUCAAUAAAAAGAAACAAGAAGCAUUUCAAAUUCUCAAACCUGAAUUUGAGGUUGAUCCUGAGAAAAAUCCUCAUUUUGAUCCAGCCAUGGGCAUUGACAAGAACAAAAUUUUGAGGCCCAAGAGGAUGACGUUUCAGUUUGUGGAGGAAGGCAAAUGGUCCAGAGAUGCAGAAAUAAUCAAGUUAAAGAGCCAAUUUGGUGAAGCAAGAGAAAGAGAGCUAAAGGCAAAGCAAGCACAGUUGACCAAGGCUAAAGCAGAGCCUGACAUAAAUCCGAAUCUCAUUGAGGUAUCGGAAAGGGUUAUCACCAAGGAAAAACAGAAGGAACCUAUUCCUGAAGUUGAGUGGUGGGAUGCUCCUUUGUUACGAACUGGUACUUAUGGGGAUGUAGUUGAUGGCAUCGUAACCAACGAACAGUUGAAGUUUGAAAAGAUCACCAUAUAUGUUGAACACCCUCGCCCUAUUGAGCCUCCCGCUGAACCAACUCCACCUCCUCCCCAACCAUUGAAACUAACCAAGAAGGAGCAAAAGAAACUUCGAACCCAGCGAAGACUGGCAAGGGAGAAAGAAAGACAAGAAAUGAUACGACAAGGCCUGGUAGAACCACCAAAGCCGAAAGUUAAAAUGAGCAAUCUAAUGAAAGUUCUUGGCUCAGAAGCUACACAGGAUCCUACAAAGCUUGAAAUGGAGAUUAGAAGUGCUGCUGCUGAGCGUGAGCAGGCUCAUGUAGACAGGAAUAUUGCUCGUAAGCUUACUCCUGAUGAGCGUCGUGAGAAAAAAGAGAGGAAACUUUUUGAUGACCCAAACAUCGCUCCGGAGACUAUUGUUUCUGUAUACAAAAUUAAUGACCUCUCCCACCCCCAAACUCGCUUCAAAGUUGAUGUUAAUGCUCAGGAGAACCACUUGACCGGGUGUGCAGUCAUCUCAGAAGGUAUUAGUGUUGUUGUUGUUGAAGGUGGGAAAAAAUCAAUCAAGCGAUAUGGGAAACUUAUGCUUCGGAGAAUCGAUUGGGCAGCUGCCAGCAAGAAAGAAGACGAUGAAGGUGAAGGUGAAGAUGAAGACGAUGAUAAGCCUCUCAACAAGUGUGUGUUGGUCUGGCAAGGGAGCGUUGCUAAGUCGAGCUUCAACAGGUUUUUUGUUCAUGACUGCAGAACUGAGGCUGCUGCUCGUAAAGUUUUCGCUGACGCUGGGGUUCCUCAUUACUGGGAUCUCGCUGAAAACUUCAAAGAUGACGAAUUUUAAUUUUAGCGUCGUCCUGUGUCUGCUAAACCUGAUUUUCUAGCCAUCAAUGCUGUUCUUUUGUAUUUGGAUUGCUCCUAUUGUGGAAUCUUGUAUGUUGUUGGAGGAGAAGAAAAGUGAAAACUUGGAGACAUUUGAAA
This is a messenger RNA of Capsicum annuum, 2681 nucleotides long. Its product is annotated as protein RDM16. NCBI's taxonomy places the organism in Eukaryota, Viridiplantae, Streptophyta, Magnoliopsida, Solanales, Solanaceae. Gene Ontology annotation, cellular component: U4/U6 x U5 tri-snRNP complex. The record is from RefSeq and is a predicted model, not a curated record. The transcript is spliced from 6 exons. Bases 169 to 2544 code for a protein of 791 amino acids. Gene Ontology annotation, biological process: mRNA splicing, via spliceosome.